AUGCCUGCUAAUGACACAUGUGCUGGACCAUAUGGGGACAAUACAGAUUUUUGAUACUUUAUCUAUGCAGUGACAUACACUGUCAUUCUUGUGCCAGGUCUCAUAGGGAACAUAUUAGCUUUGUGGGUAUUUUAUGGCUAUAUGAAAGAAACCAAACUAGCUGUGAAAUUCAUGAUGAACUUAGCCAUUGCUGACUUACUACAAGUUCUCUCCCUUCCACUGAGGAUCUUUUACUACUUGAAUCAUGACUGGCCAUUUGGGCCUGGCCUCUGCAUGUUCUGUUUCUACCUGAAGUAUGUCAACAUGUAUGCAAGCAUCUACUUUUUGGUCUGCAUCAGUGUGCAACAAUUUUGGUUUCUCAUGUAUCCCUUUCACUUCCAUGAUUGCAAACAGAAAUAUGACCUACAUAUCAGCAUUGCUGGCUGGCUGAUAAUCUGCCUUGCCUGUCUGGUCUUUCCUCUCCUCAGAACCAGUGAUGAGACCCCAGGCAACAGAACCAAAUGCUUUGUUGAUCUUCCUACCAGGAAUGUCAAUCUGGCCCAGUCUGUUGCCAUGAUGACCAUUGGAGAGUUAAUUGGGUUUGUCACUCCUCUCCUGAUUGUUCUUUAUUGUACCUGGAAGACAGUUUUAUCACUGCAAGAUAAGUACCCUGUGACCCAAGACCUCGGAGAGAAAAAGAAAGCUUUGAAAAUGAUUCUAACUUGUGCAGGAGUAUUCUUAAUUUGCUUUGCAUCUUAUCACUUCAGUUUUCCUUUAGAUUUUCUGGUCAAGUCCAAUGAAAUUAAAAGUUGUCUAGCCAGAAAAGUGAUUCUAAUAUUUCAUUCUGUUGCCCUCUGUCUUGCUAGUCUGAAUUCCUGUCUUGACCCAGACAUAUACUACUUCACCACUAAUGAGUUCAGGAGACGGCUUUCGAGACAAGAUUUGCAUGAUAGUAUCCAACUCCAUGCAAAAUAUCUUGUGAGCAACCAUACCACUUCUACCCUGACAACUGAAUUAUGCUAA
This is a messenger RNA of Manis pentadactyla (Chinese pangolin), 1002 nucleotides long. RefSeq names its product G protein-coupled receptor 174 (gene GPR174). The transcript has a single exon. Gene Ontology annotation, cellular component: membrane. The record is from RefSeq and is a predicted model, not a curated record. Gene Ontology annotation, molecular function: G protein-coupled receptor activity. NCBI's taxonomy places the organism in Eukaryota, Metazoa, Chordata, Mammalia, Pholidota, Manidae. Gene Ontology annotation, biological process: phospholipase C-activating G protein-coupled receptor signaling pathway; positive regulation of Rho protein signal transduction.